This is a messenger RNA of Penicillium brasilianum, 1455 nucleotides long. The record is from the annotation of a GenBank genome assembly. NCBI's taxonomy places the organism in Eukaryota, Fungi, Ascomycota, Eurotiomycetes, Eurotiales, Aspergillaceae.
AUGUACGCGGAAUCUUAUCCCCAACUUGUCUAUACCAGUAUCGAGCUAACCCUUGCCAAGCUCUUUGCUUUUGCUAUUUAUAGGCUGUUUUUCCACCCUUUGUCCGGUUAUCCCGGCCCGCGACUCGCAGCAAUUUCUCGCUGGUACAGUGCAUUUUACGCCUGGCGAGGUAUCCUGCAUUUGCGAAAUAAGACGUGGCAUGACAAAUAUGGCUCUGUUUUUCGUUCGGGUCCCAAUGAGUUAUCGUUCAACUCCUCUUCCAGUCUGCAAGUUAUCUAUCGUAACUCCUCUUUGAUUAGCAAGCCAGGGAUCUGGGAAGCGCUCAGUGCUAGCCGCCGUACCCCCAAUAUUCUCAGUGCUGUUGAUGACGCAGUACACAACUUCAAGCGACGAACGAUUUCGAAGAUGUUUUCUGGUUAUAGUUUAAAGCAGAUCGAAGGUCGAAUCUCCGGGAGACUGAAUCACUUUGUCGACCUUCUAGUAAAUCCAGGGCCUAAACAUGAUCUUCAGGACCUGUGUGAUUGGCUUUCUUUUGAUUUCAUUAGUGAUCUCUUAUACAGCGAGAGUUGUGAUAUGCUGCAGCGCCCCGAAUUUCGCUGGAUUCCAUGCGCGUAUAAAAUCAUGUCUCAGCGCAGCAUGGUCUGUCUUGUGCAACCGAAAUUCUUCCAGUACUACAUUGAUCGGUUGUUUCUCCUGCGAGAUUAUCGCAAUAUCAUGGCAGCUGGCACAUGGGCCCGUGAAAGAACCAAAGAACAGGGCAAAAGCAAUGACGGGUCCCUUCAGUAUAGCGAGAAAGAUAUGUGGGUCGAAAGCUUCCUUCUGCUAGCGGCAGGUGCUGAUACGACGUCUACUACAUUGUGUGCUCUUUUUUUCUAUCUCCUGCACAAUCAAGAGGUUCUGCUGAAAGUCAUUGGGGAGAUCCGCACGAGUUUUACCGAGGAGGACGACAUCACCGGAAGUCAGUUAAAUCAUUGCGUAUACCUCGAUGCAUGCAUCAAGGAGACCAUGCGGCUCGUCCCAGCAGUACCAAACCUGUCUCCACGCUUUGUCAACUCCGGGGGGCUGACAAUCCGUGGUCGGUACAUUCCUCCUGGCACAAUCGUUGGAACAUCUCUCUACACGCUCAUGCGCAACUCGAAUUAUUUUGAUCGUGCGGACGAGUUUUUGCCCGAGCGAUGGUUAUCGCGUGGGUGCCGAUCGCAACUUCUGAAGUUGGAGGGCUUUGAGCCUUUCGGAACUGGGCUACGGUCUUGCGUUGGAAUGAAGCUGGCAGAAUUAGAACUGAAAAUGACCAUCGCCCGGACGCUCUUUAAGUGCGACUUGAGGCUGUGCCCAGAAACAGCUCGAUACGAUGCACCGGCGGGAUUUUCAUUUAAGGGGUGGGCAGUUGCGAGUGGCGAGAAAAAUCAAAUUGGGAACAGUUAUGUUGCAAAUAUUGCAGAGGUUCUAGGAUAA